AUGUUAAGGACAAUACAUUUCCAUAGGGUGUCCUAUAUAUUUAUUUAUAAACUAGGUAGUGGUAAAAGUGUAUUGAAGGUUAGAAUUGAUAUGAAAUUUGGCAAUAGUUUCCCAUCUACUGAGGUGUUGACAGAUCAAGUCACUCAAGAAAUGUCAGACAAUAUAUCACAAUUGCAGUCCCAGAAGUUUGAUUGGAAGAACUACAAAUAUUCGUCUGGGUCUGAUCGGAUAAAGCAACUGCUACACUCUCAGCUCGAUAAAGCUCCUAGUGUAGAUGAUACUCUACCCAGAACAGUCUAUGAAAGUGUUAAAUUUAGCCUUCCUGGUCGAUAUGAAGUGAUCCAAGUUUUAGGGAAGGGCUCAUAUGGAACAGUGUGCUCUGUAAGAGAUAAGAAAAACCCAUCAAAUCCUUAUUCAAUUGCUGUCAAAAAAAUUACUAAUAUCUUCUAUAGAGAAAUUUUGUUAAAGAGAGCCAUUAGAGAAUUAAAAUUUAUUAAUUAUUUUAGAGGUCAUAAAAAUAUAGUAAGCUUAAUCGAUAUUGAAUUAGUAACAGAAAAGCCAUAUGAUGGGCUCUACUGUUACCAGGAAUUGAUUGAUUAUGAUUUAGCCAAAGUAAUCCAUUCUUCAGUUCAGUUAACAGAUUUCCAUAUCAGGCAUUUCUUUUAUCAAAUUUUAUGUGGUAUAAAAUAUAUCCAUUCUGCAGAUGUUAUCCACAGAGACUUGAAACCUGGAAAUAUACUUUGUACAUUAAAUGGUACUUUAAAGAUUUGUGAUUUUGGUUUAGCAAGAGGUGUGGCUCCAAAAUAUUUUGCAGCUAAUCAAUCUAGACAUGACAUUACGAACUACGUAGCAACGAGGUGGUAUAGAGCACCAGAACUAAUACUAUCACAAAAAAUGUAUGAUAAGUCAAUCGAUAUGUGGUCUGCUGGAUGUAUAUUAGCUGAAUUUUAUGGUAGAAAACCCAAAUUCAUGGGUAAAGAUUCUAUGCAUCAAAUUUAUGAAAUUAUCAAAGUUCUUGGUUCACCUUCAAAAAAAUUAUUAAGUUCAUUUGGAUCUAUUAAAGCCUGGAACAUGUGUAACUCAGCAACUCCACCUCAUAAAAAAGUAGAAUGGAGAGACAUUUACCCUUUUGCAUGUCCUGAUGCAAUAGAUUUACUUGAUAGAUUAUUAAGAUGGGAAGCUUCAGAUCGACUAAAAGUACAAGAAUCAAUAGAACACCCUUUCCUGAAUGAGGUCAGACAUCCAGAAGAUGAACCUAUUUGUCCAUGGGGUGCCUUUGAUUUUUCAUAUGAAGAAAAUUUGACUUCAAUGCAAAGACUUCGUGAAUAUUUAAUCAAUGAAGUUUCACAAUUUAAGGAAGAGAGAAAUUGUAAGCUUUCAACACCACAUGUCUACAAAAAUAUCACUAUCAUUGAAGAACCUGAACAAUUGUAA
This is a messenger RNA of Vanderwaltozyma polyspora DSM 70294, 1434 nucleotides long. It is a transcript of the gene SMK1, whose product is annotated as mitogen-activated protein kinase SMK1. The record is from RefSeq and is a predicted model, not a curated record. Bases 1 to 1434 code for a protein of 477 amino acids. Gene Ontology annotation, biological process: protein phosphorylation; intracellular signal transduction. Gene Ontology annotation, cellular component: nucleus; cytoplasm. Lineage: Eukaryota; Fungi; Ascomycota; Saccharomycetes; Saccharomycetales; Saccharomycetaceae. Gene Ontology annotation, molecular function: protein serine/threonine kinase activity; ATP binding. The transcript has a single exon.